Messenger RNA from Conger conger (European conger), 2514 nucleotides. RefSeq names its product transmembrane protein 106B-like. NCBI's taxonomy places the organism in Eukaryota, Metazoa, Chordata, Actinopteri, Anguilliformes, Congridae. The record is from RefSeq and is a predicted model, not a curated record. The transcript is spliced from 8 exons. Bases 203 to 898 code for a protein of 231 amino acids.
GGAAAGGAACAGCAGUGACGGCGCAAAUAUUUAUUCAGCACCGACGACACUUCUGCGCGAUCAGCCUGCUAGGAAAACGACUUAGGUUGUGAGGAGAAGCGGAAUUCGUAGAUUUUUUUAUGUUCCAGUCGUGGAUUUUAUUAUUUAGGAGAUGACGUCAUAAAGUUGUGUGAAUUCAAAGAAAAGGCAGGGCUGAGUGCACAUGGGGGUGUUUUUUGGCCGCCACAGCGAGGAUGAGGAGGAAAUCAUACCGGAGGAGAGGAAGGCAGCCUCGCGUGUGGGAGGGGACACGCUGGACUGCCCCACCUGUAGAGGGACGGGUCGCAUCCCCAGAGGUCAGGAGAGCCAGCUGGUGGCAGUUAUUCCUUGUACGGACCAGAGACUGAAGCCACGCCGCACGAAGCUGUACGUCAGCCUGUCGGUGGUGCUCUGCAUCCUCGUGUGUGCGCUCAUCCUCUUCUUCCUCUUCCCACGGAGCGUGCUGCUCUCUCCUGUUGCUGUGAAGUCUGUCUACGUGUUCUUCACCCCGUCCACGGUGGAGAUGACCAUCACUAACGUCAUCAACAUCACCAACAACAACUUCGCUGUUGUCCAGGCAACCGACCUGAGCAUCCAGGUGCUCUUCUAUGACACGGUUUUGGGAACGGCCUCAAUCUCCAACGUCACCACCAUCCAGCCACGCAGCGUGGAAGCAUACACUUAUGCCAUUCCCAUUCAGAUGACGGACGAAGGUCUAAACUCUUACUGCAAGUCCACCGCUAUACGGAUCCACACCCUGUUCCUGCAUCUACAGAUGACGAUGAAGGUAUUCUACCUGUCCCACUCGGAGCAGCUGUCUCUGGACACGUUUGAGUACAUCGACUGCGGCACCAACACCACCGUGCCUCACUUCUUCUGAGCCUCCGGGGGUCUGGAGGGGGUCCAGCUGUGGCCCUGGAAAAUAGACCUGAAUGGUGCCCUAUAGCCCCCCCCCUCCUUCCCUUGCUCCCAGAAUGCAGUGGGCCAGUGAGCCUCACUCCUCCCCUCACUGCUGGGGGGUUUAUAGUAGUACGGCGGUUGAGGUCUAACCCUGGGCUGAAUCCAAGGUCACAGAUUAGACUGAAACCACAUCUGAUCUCGGUGUCGCUUUCUAAAGCGAUGUGGAACUACCCUACUGAGACCAAGAACUCCAGCAUAUGAAGUGUCUGCUAACUGCUUCUUUUUGCUGCCAAAUAACAUCUCUCAUUUAUUACAGCAUGUUUUUAGGAAAUUCAAUAUUCAAUAUAUUAAACCACUAGUCCAUAGUGCCAAUAGUCUAUGGUGUCAUUAGUGACUAAUUCUGAAAACGUGGCCAUGAUUAAAGGAGAAGUUCAUUUUACCCUGUUGUACCAAUUGGUAUUGAUUUACAUCAACACAACUGCAUUCCACAAACUAAACUUUUAACUUGUACAAACUAACUUCAGUGGUAACAGAAGGAUCAUUUGUCAUUAUAAUCCACAAACACUUCUCAGUUCCGAGCACUGGUAUCCCUAUGUUUGUUGCAUUAAACCACCUUUCCAUAGAAAGCACUGUGCAUUUUAAGUGCUUUGCCCAUGCACCUUUUUACCACUGAGUCGUGAUAAGAAACGGAAAUUCUGUUUUUGAUCUGUUGGGUUAAUUUCCUUGUGUUUCCUGAUCUUAAUCGUUUAUAGUUUGGUAUGAGGAUGCAUUAUAUUGCUCACUUCCGUGCAGUAAAACAUUUGGCGCAGGCGUUUUUGGCAGAGAACAGUGGUUGAAGAACCAGUUUCACUGAUUGUUCUCUGCUUCCUGCUGGCAGUUUGCUGAAGGACCUUUUUCAGCCACUAGGUGGAGACAGAGCUCAUUGUUGUGUCUGAAAUAUGGAUGAAAAACAGUUUGUGAUUGGGUGAAUGUGAAGGGCUGUUUUCAGUUUGCAGUAAUGCUGUUGGGAAAUAAUGUGUUGUAUUCUUUCUGUUUUUUUUUACAACCUUUCUUUCAACUUAUGAUCCUUUCAUUCGCAAAUCUAAAUACUGUGAUCAAGUACGAUUAUUUAAUCCUUCAUUUGUUUUGUAUGGUACUCUUCGUGUUUUCUCAUUUAUGCCAAAUUGCCACAAUCGAAUUGUUUUGAAAUGGCUGUAAUCAUAUAAUGUACUGUGUGUUUUAAGCCCAGUGUGUGUCUUUUUUAUUUGUGGUGUCUGAGUCCAGAAUUCCUUAAACGCUGUUGAGAGCAGUGGCUGCCCUCAGUUAAUUGAUGAGAAGUGUUUCCUGUUAAGCUGAUACAUUUGAGGCUUUUCCUUCAAAAUGAGGAGCGGUUUCAUGUUUUCAACAAUAUCACAUUUAUCAUGCACUUUUCAUUGAAUGAACAAUCGAACAAUCAAAGCGCUAGAUAAAAUAUAAUAUUUAAAAUAAUUAAUGAAAAGGUACAUCAUAAAUAGUGGUAAGAAUGAGAAUGUAAGAAUUUUAUUAAUGGAUACUGUCAUAUUUGUGUAUUGUGUGUUGUGUCUUUGGUAAAAUAAAUCCCUUCAUCAGAGAUUUUCA